Molecule: messenger RNA, 7896 nt
Organism: Oncorhynchus nerka (sockeye salmon)
Lineage: Eukaryota; Metazoa; Chordata; Actinopteri; Salmoniformes; Salmonidae
Gene: gckr
Product: glucokinase (hexokinase 4) regulator
Exons: 20
Coding region: 214-2256 (680 amino acids)
Biological process (GO): negative regulation of glucokinase activity; glucose homeostasis; response to fructose
Cellular component (GO): cytosol; nucleoplasm
Molecular function (GO): fructose-6-phosphate binding; enzyme inhibitor activity; carbohydrate binding
Source: RefSeq, a predicted model, not a curated record
GCAAGAGAGAGACCUUCGUCCAUGGCUUAUGUUUAGCGUUGCUGUGUGUGUGAGAGCAGAGAGAGGGAGAGAGAGAGGGGGAGAGAGAGAGAGAGAGAGGAGAGAGAGAGAGAGAGAGAGAGAGAGAGAGAGAGAGAGAGAGAGAGAGAGAGAGAGAGAGAGAGAGAGAGAGAGAGAGAGAGAGACAGAGAGCGAGACCUUCGUCCAUGGCUUAUGUUUAGCGUUGCUGUGUGUGUGAGAGCAGAGAGAGGGAGAGAGAGAGGGGGAGAGAGAGAGAGAGAGAAGGAGAGAGAGAGAGAGAGAGAGAGAGAGAGAAAGAGAGAGAGAGAGAGAGAACAAAAGAGACAGACUGACAGACAUCUAAAACACUGGAAUUUCUCUUCGUCUUUCGACCUACAGCGUUCUUUAACAAUGGAGAAAAGGGACUUCAGUGAGAUCUCCGACACGUGCAAGUGGGAGUCGCCAGAUUACGAGCCAUGGUUUCCUGUGUCGGAGAAGUCCAACCCCCUGACUCGUGACAUCGACAAGUCCUCGCCCAAUCAUAUUGUCCAUCUGCUGGCAGCCUGCGACGCACAGAUGUUCCAAAAGGACACAGGAACCACCUACCAGAGGCUGUUCAGUGACAGUGUGGUGUUGACCAUGCUGGAGGUGGCCAGGACGGUGGAGCAAAUUCUCAGGGACCCAGAGGAUAGUCUGGUUGUGUUGAGUGGUUGUGGAACCUCUGGUCGCUUGGCCUUCCUUAUGGCGUCAUGUUUUAACAGAGCCCUGAGAGACAGGCAACAGAACACUGUUUACUCUUAUAUCAUUGCUGGGGGAGACAGAGCCCUGCUCACAUCCCAGGAGGCAUCAGAGGAUGACCCCAAACAAGGCAUGCUCACACUGGAGAAGCUAUGUGAAGGAAAGAGGCGUGUCCUGUUCAUCGGCAUUUCCUGUGGCCUGUCUGCUCCAUUUGUAGCAGGACAGCUGGACUUUUGUCUGAAACACCCUGACAUCUACACUCCUGUACUGGUGGGAUUCAACCCCGUCACACAGGCCAGGGAGGAGACCAUGCCAGGCUACAGUCUGACUUUCAGGGAAGUGGUCCAGAGGAUGGAGGAGCAGAGAGGUCAAAGGGCAUUCAUCAUCAACCCAGCAGUUGGGCCAGAGGCCAUCAGUGGUUCCUCCAGAAUGAAGGGGGGCAGUGCCACCAAGAUCCUACUGGAGACUAUCCUGGCAGCCGGAAACAGCUGUGGUGGAGGGAAGAGACACACACGGAGGACACGACAGACAGAUCAAGUUCUCCUGGACAUGAUGAGAGGAUAUGAGAGAGUCUAUAGUGUCACCUACAGUCACAGUGACCAGAUAGCAACACUGCUACAGACCGCAGGACUCAGCUUGCAGUGUGGUGGACGUGUGUGUUACCUGUCCUGGGGGUCUCUAGGUUUAGUGGGACUCAUCGAUGCCAGCGAGUGUAUCCCGACAUUCGGAGCAGACUAUGAGGACAUCCGAGGCUUCAUCAGUGGAGGAUACCAGGACAUGGACAACAUAGAGGGAGACCUCACAUCACUGGGAUCCCAGUUCUGUAUAGCCCAUGAGGACUUUGUGAGUCUGGUUCUGCCUACUUUGAGUGACAGAGACACCGUCCUACUGCUAUACACAUGUCAUGAUGACGUUGGUGAUGUAGAGAAGAUGGUCCACAGAGUGAGAGAGAAGACCUCCAACCUACACUCUCUCUAUCACGGACUAGAGGGAGACACCGCUGUUGACAGCAUUGGUCUCCUGUGUUCAUCUGUCCUCAACAUAACCUGGCCCUCCUCCUCUACUGUCCACAUGCAGUGGGAGCUGUCCAGUAAGUUGGUGCUGAAUGCUGUGAGUACAGGAAGUCACAUUUUAAAGGGAAAGAUCUACAGGAACCACAUGGUAGACCUACAGGUCACCAACAGCAAACUGUACCACAGGGCUAUACACAUACUACAGAAGUUGUCAGGUGUCUCCCUGACCCAGUGUGAGGAGGCUCUAUUGAAGGCCAUCUAUCAUGUGGAGCAACUUCCAGAGGACAUCACCUCAGCUGGGGUCACCACACACACACUCACCGCCAGCCGCAGGAACAGGGUGGUCCCGCUGGCGUUAGUCUGUCUGCUGAUUGGUUGCUCUCUCUCUGAGGCGGAGUCUCGUCUGGAGUCCCACCCAGUGGUGCGUGACGCUGUAGAGGCUUGUCUGACAUCAUCACAACAUCUGACAUCAUCACCAGGAGACCAGAACUCCACAAAUCAUUGACUUCCUAUAGUUUGAAACUUUAUGAUACUAUAGUAUUAUAAUUAUACUAUACUUUGAUUAACUAUACUUUAAUAAUAUGUUUUGAUAAGAUCAGUUCGUAAACUCUAAAGGAAUGUGGUGGAUAUAACCUUAAUCAUUUAUCUUCCAUUUACUAACAUAACAAACACUACAUAGUAUGAUAACAUUCGGAAAGUAUUCAGACCCAUUGACAUUUCCCACAUUUUGUUACGUUACAGCCUUAUUCUAAAAUUGAUUAAAAAUAAAUAAAAAAUCAGCAAUCUGUACACAGAACCCCAUAAUUAUAAAGUGAAAACAGGUUUGUAGAAUGUUUGCAAAUGUAUUAAAAACAAACAUAAAUAGCUUAUUUACAUAUGUAUUCAGACCCUUUGAUAUGAGAAUCGAAAUUGAGCUCAGGUGCAUCCUGUUUCCAUUGAUCAUCCUUGAGAUGUUUCUACAACUUUACCUGUGGUAAAUUCAAUUUAUUGGACAUGAUUUGUAAAAGGCACACACCUGUCUAUAUAAGGUCCCACAGUUGACAGUGCAUGUCAGAGCAAAAACCAAGCUAUGAGGUCGAAGGAAUUGUCCGUAGAACUCAGAGACAGGAUUGUGUCGAGGCACAGAUCUGUGGAAGGGUACCAACACAUUUCUGCACCAAUGAAGGUCCCCAAGAACACAAUGGCCGCCAUCAUUCUUAAAUGGAAAAAGUUUGGAACCACCAAGGCUCUUCCUAGAGCUGGCCACCCGGCCAAACUGACCAAUCAGGGGAGAAGGGCUUCUGUCAGGGAGAUGACCAAGAACCCGAUGGUCACUCUGACUGAGCUCCAGAGUUCCUCUGUGGAGAUGGGAGAACCUUCCAGAAGGACAAACAUCUCUGCAGCACUCCACCAAUCAGGCCUUUAUGGUAGAGUGGCCAGACGGAAGCCACUCCUCAGUAAGAGGCACAUGAGAGCCCGCUUGGAGUUGGCCAAAAGGCCCAUUAAGGACUCUCUUAAGGCCUGGACUGAUGAAACCAAGAUUGAACUCUUUUGCCUGAAUGCCAAUUAUCACGUCUGGAGGAAACAUGGCACAUCCCUACGGUGAAGCAUGGUGGUGGCAGCAUCAUGCUGUGGGGAUGUUUUUGAGCUGCAGGGACUGGGAGACGAGUCAGGAUCGAGUAAGAGAUGAACAGAGAAAAGUACAGCGAGAUCCUUGAAGAAAACCUGCUCCAGAGUGCUCAGGACCUCAGACUGGGGCGAAGGUUCACCUUCCAACAGGACAACGACCUUAAACACACAGCCAAGACAACGCAGUAGUGGCUUCGGGACAAGUCUCUGAAUACCCUUGAGUUGCCCAGCCAGAGCCCGGACUUGAACCCGAUCGAACAUCUCUGGAGAGACCUGAAAAUAGCUGUGCAGCAACGCUCCCCAUCCAACCUGACAGCACUUGAGAGGACCUGCAGAGAAGAAUGGGAGAAACUCCCCAAAUACAGGUGUGCCAAGCUUGUAGCAUCAUUCCCAGGACUUGAGUCUCUAAUCGCUGCCAAAGGUGCUUCAACAAAGUUCUGAGUAAAGAGUCUGUAUAUUUAUGUAAAUGUGAUAUUUCCAUUUUUUAUUUGUAAUACAUUUUCAACAAUAUUAUUAUUUUUUUUUGCUUUGUCAUUAUGGGAUGUUGUGUUUAGAUUGACGAGGAUAUUUUUUAUUUUAUUUAAUACAUUUUAGAAUAAGGCUGUAACAGUUAAUCUUUCAAUCACCCAUGUGGGUAUAUGCUCUUAAAAACCAAUGAGGAGAUGGGAGAGGCGGGACUCGCAGCCCAUCAAGCGUCACAAAUAGAACCAAGUUCUAUUUUAGCGCCUGGCUACGCAGACGAUCCUGGUUACGCGUGAGCAGUGUGGGUGCAAUGAUUGAAUAACAUGUAUGUGUAAAUUUAAUUUGCAACGCCCCCACAUAGGGCAGUAGAACAGCAGACUGUAACCAUGACAACAAGGUAGCACCAGAGGGCAGUAGAACAGCAGACUGUAACCAUGACAACAAGGUAGCACCAGAGGGCAGUAGAACAGCAGACUGUAACCAUGACAACAAGGUAGCACCAGAGGGCAGUAGAACAGCAGACUGUAACCAUGACAACAAGGUAGCACCAGAGGGCAGUAGAACAGCAGACUGUAACCAUGACAACAAGGUAGCACCAGAGGGCAGUAAAACAGUGGACUGUAACCAUGACAACAAGGUAGCGCCAGAGGGCAGUGGAACAGCAGACUGUAACCAUGACAACAAGGUAGCACCAGAGGGCAGUAGAACAGCAGACUGUAACCAUGACAACAAGGUAGCGCCAGAGGGCAGUAGAACAGCAGACUGUAACCAUGACAACAAGGUAGCACCAGAGGGCAGUAGAACAGCAGACUGUAACCAUGACAAUAAGGCAACACCAGAGGGCAGUAGAACAGCAGACUGUAACCAUGACAACAAGGCAGCACCAGAGGGCAGUAGAACAGCAUACUGUAACCAUGACAAUAAGGCAGCACCAGAGGGCAGUAGAACAUAACAUGAGAAAAUCUACUGCAACUGUAGUUGGAAAGAAAGCCGUAGGUUGAUUUCCUGCCUGGGUUAGAUGGGUUGGUGUUGCAUUGCAGACUGUUAUAUCAUAUGAUGUGGUUAGCUGCUAUGUUAAACACCUAUUGAGGCGUUGUGAGAUCUGGCAUUCGUCCGCAAUGUAGUAGGGCAGGAACUCGACCGUAUAGAGACGUUGGAGCUGGACGCCACGUUGUUACCUCUGAACAGUCCAUUCACCCACUCAUGAGCUGUGAUGUUCAGACAUUUCCAUCAAUUGCUAUUGGACAAUCUUGACCAGAAACCUGUGGGCCACAUGGUUAGAAUAUCAGCACCUAUAAGCCAACAUGUCAAAGCUGUGAUCCACCUCUAGCUAUUUGGAGUUAUCUGUUAACAAAGCCUAUGUUCUGACACAGUCCUGAGGUCUCAUUGGUUCACUUCCAGUUAUAAAAAAAAUCUGUUUCAGACCAUUUUCUAAAACAUUUUCUUCAAAGCAAGUUUACCUAAACAGUUAAGGGACAUAGAACAUACUUGAGAAUAUUCUAAACUUUCCGCAGUGCAUCCAUGUUUCCUGACAUUAAUCAACAUUCUAAAUGUAAAAUCUCCUGUAGGGAUCCGUCUCCCAGUGAGAUAAUAUUUAUCACAAAAAAGGUCUGAACGUAUCCCACAGCCAAUGUAGCAUUGUGCUGAUACUGACAGUGUCUGUUUCUGCCUUGUGUCCGUGAGGCUACGGCUCAGAUUGGACUGUGGUGUAACACAUCCUCAAUCCCUCUGUGGCAAAUUAAAAGACACGCACACACGCACGCACACACACACACACACACACACACACACACACACACACACACACACACACACACACACACACACACACACACACACACACGCACACACAUAGAGGAUUAGAGUAACAUGGGUGCUGUUCUCUCUCGGAGUGACUGAGCUGCUUUAGAUCCGGUAUCCUGGAGCCAAUGUGGCACUCCUGGUGCACUGUACACACACUACACACACAGUACACACGACACACACACUACACAAACAUUACACACACUGAACAGAAUCUAAAAAGGGAUCUCACUCUCCUCUUCACAAAAUAGUUAGUCUUUAUCUGAACUAGAUCUUUUACAAAAGAGUUUAAAUGUUCGAGUCAGUGGAAAUCUUACGCAUGGUACCUUUAAGCAGCAACACAUUUCAACUAAACAGUAUUUUUCAUUUAAAAUAUUUUAUUUUAUUCAUUAUUAUACAUUAAAAUACAUUAGAAUCUUCAUUUGAAACUUUACAUGGUGUUCCCAAGGUUAUGUCACACAAGAUUGACAGCCGAACGGACCAAUAGCAGCAUAGACAUGUCCCACAGCACCACCAACCAACCAAUAGGACUUGAUUGACGCCCAAAACAAAACAAAACAUAGACUGCGUAGACUGAGCCUGAGAGAAUCGUAGUGCACAUCUCUGUCUCAACCCUGUGUAAAGAUAUGUUACAGUGUAGAUAUAUAGAUAUGAGGACUUCGCUCUAAACUACAAGUGUCAAAGUCCAUCCUGUUUGAUCUUACCCAUAAAUAUAUUCAAUACAUCCAGAUAACCCUUCAGUCAGGUACGACAACAACAACAACAGCAAUACCAGCUGUACCGCUAAUAAUGAGAUUAAAGAUAGAGAUAUAUGUCUCUCUUCACUCUCCCUCAUCUCUCUUGACACCAUGGUUGCAGUAAAAGCCUAUUUAUGCUUGAUCCGAAAAAAAUGUGGUCGGAGGCUCUGAACGGAAGGUGUGACGCAAUUGCAGAGCCUCCAGAGGCACACGGAGACCAAACUGGGCUCUGUACCGCAUCGCCGUUGGCCUUUCCAACUCUGUACCAAUGCGGACGGUUCCGUAUAGCUCCUCAUUGAAAUGAUUGGUUGACAAUCUCACUUCCUUGACAACAGCUCUGCGCUGCUCGGCGAUGGGCAAGAAGAAUGAAUUGCCUUGACUUCUGCAGAGGCCAUAAUCACCGUAAAUGCUGCUCCGGCCAAUGCAGACGUCGGAUUGACCACGCAACGUCUUUAUUAAGACUUUAGUGAUUACCGUUCCACAUGGUUAAAGCCCUCCUGCGUCAUAUCGCUUGACAAAACAACUGAACGCAACAACACAGACGCAGAUCAGGGGUGCGUUACCUUGACAACUCAACAACAACAACUUUCACGGGUCUGACAGAAAGCAGACACUUAAACAGUUUCCGUACUAGUGAUGAGCGAUUAACGGAAAUGUUGUACUUUUUUUUUAGCUAUUAAACAACUAAUUGACUGAAGUCAGUUCAAUUACUUGAAUUACAUUAAUUUUUUUGUGUGAGACCAACACACAAAUCAUUCAAGAGAGAAAUCAAUUCAAGAACUAUGUGGGACGCUGGGCUGAAGGGAGUUGUAGUUUUCAUAGACGGGUUGGAUUCACAACUAUGGGGCAAAACAGAUAUCCAUUCUUAUCCAAUGUUUAUCGAAUACAUAAAUACAUGUAUUGAUGAGCUAGCGAUUUUUUUUUGCCAUAUUGGCAUUGACAUGAAAUCAGCCAAAACAAGACAUGAUAUCAAUAACAAGAAACAUCCAGAAUCCCCACACGCUAGUUUCUUGUCAUUCUUGCUAGCAAUCUGGCCAUCCAGAAUCACAACAACAGGUUGACUUCUGCCCCACGGAAGCGCGCACAUCGUUUUCGUGAUAUCAGCUAACCCAUCUAUAUAUAUAUAUAUAUAUGACUUUAAAGAAUUAAAAAUAAUAAAAAUAAUUUAAUAAAACCUAAGUAAAUAUACACAACUGAAAUAUUGUAUUAUUUCAUAGUAAUUUCAAUAUGCUCUAUUGGUGUCUACCCAAUGUGGACCUGACAGAGUCAAUGGAAUAUUUUCUACAUGUUUUGGCAAUUGAAUGUUUACUAGUUUAGGCUUUGGAAUUUCUAUUAAAGAGCAAAUAUAUAUAUAUAUAUGUUUAAUUUCAUGAUUCCAUAAUGCAUUUAAAAUAUGUUUUAAUUAUCGAAAUUGAAAUGGAAAAAAAAACAUGAUUAUAUUUUAAUAAUCGAAACGAAACCGAACCAACUUCAAAAAGCACUAAUCGCUCAGCACUAUUCGGGUACCAAGCAUUAUAGGGAAGUUGUCCGUCAGA